Molecule: messenger RNA, 1248 nt
Organism: Colletotrichum destructivum
Lineage: Eukaryota; Fungi; Ascomycota; Sordariomycetes; Glomerellales; Glomerellaceae
Product: Putative TauD/TfdA-like domain, taurine dioxygenase TauD-like superfamily
Exons: 4
Coding region: 1-1248 (415 amino acids)
Molecular function (GO): oxidoreductase activity
Source: RefSeq, a predicted model, not a curated record
AUGUCUACGACGACUACUACCACCACCGUUACCUGGGUCACUCCAGCAGCGAAGCAGCCCCCAGGUCAACCCGAAAUCAACUAUGCGCCCGACUACGACAAGUGGCAAGCCCGCGUCGCCAGACGGCUCUCCCAAGGCAACCUCCAUACCGAGUUGCCCGACGGGUUUCCCUCUCAGCUGACCGGGCCCAUGGUGUGGGAGGGCGAGACACUGGCAGAGACGUACGACUGGACGUACGUCCUGAACGCCGAGCAGCUGGCCGAGGUUGACCGAGCUGUCGCUCACUUCCACUCUCUCCAUCUUUCGUACGGCCACAUCAACGUCGAGACCUUCCCGUUACCGACCCUGCAUCCUGUUCUUCGACGCCUCUCUCAUGAGUUGCACAGCGGCCACGGCUUUUUUGUUCUCCGCGGCAUCAAGGUCGAGGAGCACACCCGGGAGGAGAACUUCAUCAUCUAUGCUGGCCUCUCUGCUCACGUGGCCGCACAGCGAGGACGGCAAGACCACAAGUACAACGGCGAGCCCGCCGACGUGGUCCUCACUCACGUCAAGGACCUCAGUCACGCCGACCCGAACAACAUAAUCGGCAGCCCGGCCUACACUACUGACAAGCAGGUCUUCCACACUGACUCGGGCGACAUUGUCGCUCUCUUCGCCCUCGAGACCGCCAAGGAGGGAGGCGCAAGUAAGCUGACUAGUACGUGGCGGGUGUAUAACGAGAUCGCCCGGACACGGCCUGACCUGAUCCACACCCUGUCCGAGCCGUGGGAUAUGGAAGUGUUCGAAAAGGCCGACAAGCAGUGGACAGAGAGGCCGUUGUUGUACCUCCUGCCCGCCACCGAGACAUCGCCCCAGAGGGUCUCGUUGCAGUACGGGCGCCGCUACUUUGUAGGAUUCGGGGCUCUGCCGCGCAGCUCAGAGAUCCCGCCCAUCACCGAGGCCCAGGCUGAAGCCCUGGAUACCCUGCACUUCACCGGGGAGAGGUUUUGCGUGAACACGGAAUUCGAAAAGGGCGACAUCCAGUACGUUAACAAUCUCAGCCUCUUCCACGCCCGCGACGGCUUCGUCAACCAGGACGAGAAGCAGCGCCACCUACUCCGUCUUUGGCUCCGCGAUCCGGAGAGUGCGUGGGCCACUCCCGAAGUCCUCCAGAAGAGAUGGGAUCAGAUCUACAAGGAUGUCCGGCCUGAGACUGAGGUUUUCCCGCUCGAGCCAUACAUCCGCAGCGCAGCCAACAAGGGUCGCUAG